AUGAUUGAUCAAGGCGAGAACAUAGGUGGCGAGAAUGAAAAUUUUGAAAAUGAUACUGCUGGUGGAGUAGAAACAAAUGAGCGUGAAAGAGGCCGCGAUACAAAUGAAAGUUCAACGAAUGAGUGUGAGACAAAUGAUCGAAACAUACCACAAAUGAUGGAGAAACAAGACUUUGAAUUUCUUGGAAAUUUACUGAAAAAGGAAUUGGAAAUUUUUAAGCGGGAAAAAGAGUUGUUAAGAAAGGAAAAUGAUUUGUUGAAGAAGAUUGCUAUGUUUGAAAAGACACGUGAAGAUAAAACUACCGAAAAUGUUACUGUAGAUGUCAAUGAUAAUGACACAAUGAGCAUAAAUGCAUCAAAUGAUGAGGGAUUUAAUUCCAACAUGCAUAGAAACAAACUGAAUGCAUCCUUUGGUAUUUUGAAGGAUUACGAUGGUGGGUUGUUGCCAGAAUUAUGGAUAACCCAAUUUAAGAGUGUUAUUGAUGUGUAUUCUGUGGAUGAAAAUACAGCGAAGGCCUUAUUAAUGUGCAAGUUGAGAGGAAAAGCUCAGGCAUGGUUACAUUCAAAACCGAAUUUCAUUUACGAGAGCACCGAGGAAAUAUUGACACAGAUGAAAGAAAUUUUCUGUACGAAGGAAAAUAAAUUAAUGAUGCGACGUAAAUUUGAAGCGCGCAUAUGGAAAUUUGGAGAAACGUUUACAGAUUAUUAUAAUGACAAGAUUAUUUUGGCCAACAAGGUUGAUGUUUCGGAUGAUGAGUUGAUAGAUAACAUCAUUGAAGGUAUUCCUGAUGAGCAGCUUAGAGUUCAGGCUAACUUGCAAUGCUACACUAAUAAGACGCAACUCCUACAGGCCUUUUUCUAA
Messenger RNA from Lucilia cuprina (Australian sheep blowfly), 861 nucleotides. RefSeq lists its product as uncharacterized. Lineage: Eukaryota; Metazoa; Arthropoda; Insecta; Diptera; Calliphoridae. The record is from RefSeq and is a predicted model, not a curated record. Bases 1 to 861 code for a protein of 286 amino acids. The transcript has a single exon.